Mytilus trossulus (common blue mussel) is the source of this 5927-nucleotide messenger RNA. RefSeq names its product VPS10 domain-containing receptor SorCS3-like. The record is from RefSeq and is a predicted model, not a curated record. Gene Ontology annotation, molecular function: protein binding. Lineage: Eukaryota; Metazoa; Mollusca; Bivalvia; Mytilida; Mytilidae. Gene Ontology annotation, biological process: post-Golgi vesicle-mediated transport. The transcript has 26 exons. Bases 26 to 3424 code for a protein of 1132 amino acids. Gene Ontology annotation, cellular component: Golgi apparatus; membrane.
CUCGGAUUACUACAACAUAGAAAGAAUGGCCGACCAAAACACACUCGUGUAUUUUACAGUACUACAUGUUUUGUUAAAUAUUUGUUUACAUACAUGUCAGGGGAAAAUUUUCAGCAGGGAAUCGCAGCGGCAUAAGCAGACAGUCAUCGUUGACUUAAACGAUUACAAUCUUAAUCAGGUUUUCGAUAGAAAAAGACGAGAUGUAUCAGACGUUGGCUCAGUUCCCACAGAAUCUAAUGUAAAAAAUAACUCGUUGUUGUCAUCGAGUGUAUUCAGAAUUCCCGACAAACUCCACUCUCAAGCUGUUGUACACUGGUCUGGAGAAAAUGGCAAGGUUGUGUUUGUGCUAACUCGCCAGACAGAGCAUGGAUUUGUUACAGAUAGUACAUUAUGGAGAUCAAGUGAUUAUGGAACAACAUUUCAAAGAAUUGAUUUACCAUCAGAUGCAGUGGCAGAAUUUAUAUAUUCAUCCCCAGUGAAAAGAAAUCAGUUAAUUUUAACAGAUAUUUUGAACAAGAAAGUACAUUACACAAAUGAUGAAGGAAUAACAUGGACAUCUUCUUAUGUUGCAUUUGAACCUGAUAAAUUACUACUUCAUCCUACAGAAAACCAAUGGCUUUUAGGGUAUAGUGUCAUAAGUAUGGAGUUAUUUUCAAGUGGUGAUUUUGGAAAAACCUGGACAUUGUUACAUGAAGCAGUAUCGCACAGAUUUUAUUGGGCUGUAGAAAAUGUAGACCAAAACAACUUAACUGUUCAUAUGGAAAUCCAAGAUUUACACAUGUUAGGACCAAGUGAAUAUUUAGCCUGUGUUGCUCCAGAUUGUCAAGAUGUUACUCCAGACAAAGAUAUUGGUGAAAUUGAUCCAUUCUCUAUGAUUGUCAGAAAUGAGUAUGUAUUUGUACAGAAAUCUACAUUACGAUCAAGUGAUAUGUUUGUUUCACACAAUAGAGGUCCAUUCAGAAAAGCAUAUUUCCCAAUGAAUUUACACCCAACAGAUUUCCAUAUAGUUGACACAAGUGAACACCAAGUAUUUAUAGCUGCUGAUCAUAAAGAAAUGGAAGUAAACUUGUAUUUAUCUGAUACCAAUGGCCAGUUUUAUGUCCCAACACUACGUAAUGUUGUCAGUACUAUAGAGGAUCCUUGGUUAGAUGUUGACUUAUAUGAAGUGAAAGGUGUGCAAGGAACCUACAUCACCAACCAAUAUGUAAAUCUAUCUAAUGGUAAAGUUGUGGAGAAAACCUUUAUUUCCUUUGAUAAAGGAGGAUCUUGGUCUUUGGUUGCAGUGCCAGAAGACUUAAAACUCUCUUGUGAAGAUCAAUUAAAUUGCCAUUUACAUUUGCACAUGCGGUACAGCAAUUUGAUAUUUGGUAUCCCUGACAUAGUGUCAGACAAUGCUGCACCAGGACUUAUUAUUGCUCAUGGAUACAUUGGAGAAAAAGUUACAGAAGAUGCUCAUGUCUUUAUCAGUAGAGAUGGAGGAUUCAGCUGGAACAAAACUCCGUUUGAUGGUUUGUAUAAAAUAAAUAUAUUAGACCAGGGAGGAGCCAUAAUUGCAAUAGAACAGAACAGAACUAAAGUAACCAAUGUAGUUCACUUUUCAUCUGAUGAUGGAGCUACAUGGCAAUUACAUCAGUUCUCUACAGAAAUGAUGUAUGUGGAUGGUGUUCUUACUGAGCCUGGAAUAUCUACUCUCAUUGUUAGUGUUUUUGGAAGGCUUAGUGACAAAUCAGGAAGACAGAUGGUCAAACUGAAUUUUUCGUCUAUUUUAACAAAUAUAUGUGAAGAUGAUGAUUACAUUUCUUGGAUACCUGUAAAUAAGGCAAAUAACAGGAACUGUAUUUUAGGUGAGACAAUAGAGUACCAAAGAAGAAAACCAAAUGCAAUAUGUUACUAUGGACCUGAAUUUAAGCGACUCAAACCAAAGUCUCUCUGUCAAUGUACAGCAUAUGAUUAUGAAUGUGAUUAUGGGUAUGAACCAGAAGAUAUCAACAGACACAUUUGUCAGAGGGCAGAUUGGUUUGAUGACUCUAGAAUUAACCAUCACUGUGUCGAGGGAGAUUUUUACAUAAGAAGUCAGGGGUACAGAAAGAUAGCAUCCAAUAAAUGUGUCGGUGGUGUAGAGAAAUCUGGGAAGUACGAACUGUUAAAUAUCAGUUGUCCUGUAUAUAAACCAGAGGGAUUGUCACUAAGCAUAGAGCAUGAUACAGUAGCUACAGGAUCAUCUAUUGUCUUCAAACUUUCUCAAGUUAAGGGAUCUACCCACAGUACUAUAUAUACCUGGGAUUUUGGAGACAGCAAACCUCCUCUGAUUGAUCUGGGAUUUGAUAAAACAAAAACAAGGACCCAUAAAUACACAAAAGCAGGAAAGUACCAAGUAACUGUUGUGGCUAAAAAUAGUGUUGGUGUUGCUACGUGUACAAGACUUAUAAAAGUUGAAGAUGAGAUAACAGACCUUAAUAUACAGAUUCCAAGAGGAGCUGAGAUAAAUCAUCCUACCAUGGUUAUUGUAAAUGUACUCAGCAAAACAAAUUCAUCAAACUUUGGAUUAAUUCAUUAUGUGUGGAAUUUUGGUGAUCAGUUCAAGCCUAAUGGAACUAAAUCUCUAUUGACAUGGAAUAAUGCUAUGUCACACAACUAUACAUCAGUUAGUAAAUAUAAUUUGACUGUGGAGGCUGUGAAUUCUGUUAGUUCUGUUGUUCAACAUUUUAUGCUGCAAGUUCAUAAAAACUUGACAACACUGAGACUGAUGUUUUCCAGUAAUAUAGAUCACUUCAACACACAGUCUUUAUUAUGGAGAAUAUCAUUUGCUAAUAUUGUGUGUAUGAAUUUAGCAGAGAUACUAUAUGUUGACAGAAGCAGGCUCAAUGUUUUCAUACCAAACCAGAAACCAACAAUGGCUGACGUCACCAUUCUUCCACCUUACCUUGCUGGAAUUACUAUAGAUCAGAUUGUAUUUGAGUUACAAGAUAAAUUACAGACAGGACAGUUGUCAUUUAAAUGGAUGCCAAAUGAAGACCCUAUAACAGUUACCAAAAUAGAAGUCUUAACAGAUGAUGACAACAGAUUACCAAAGAUACCUGAAACUACAACUUCAAUAAAUGUACAGCCACAUGAAAACAGCAGACAAACAUCACCCAUAUUGAUAGCUGUACCUUUGAUUAUUGUAGUUUUUGUACUGGCAGUUAUAGUAGGCUGUUUUAUUAAAAGGUUUAAAAGGAAAUCCAAAACUGGACAGCAGUAUUCACUAAUAUUGAAUAGAAAUCAGUUGGAUACAUCAUGUGCAGAAAGUGAUGAAGAUUUAACAGUAGAAGAUUAUGAUAUACAUGAUGGUGAUACAAAUAUAGUAAUCAAUCCAGACUUCCAGCCAUCUUUAGAAUUUAUGAGUUUAGGAACAACAAAUUCGAAUGAUUUAGUGAGCUGUUGAUGAUGGUUUUAGUUAGAUUUUAUCUGUGAUUAUUGGUGCCUUACUUAUCAGCUUCCAUUUUGUUAAAUUUGCGUGUGAGUGUGUAUGUGUGUUUAUGCAGCUAUUGUUUGUUGUUAAAAAAAGUGUGAUGAAGACACAUUACAAUUUUUGUUCACACAUGUAUAUUAUGUGUUCAUUCUAAACAAAUUGUGAAGUUUGUUCAGACUUGUUAUUUAAAUCAUUUGUGCAACUUACAGAUCCCAUUAGUGCUAAAAUACUAUUUGUUCUUGUUAAUGCUGUAUUUGAUAUUUUAUGUUAAAUUAUUUGAUUAGUUUGUUGAUUACAACAAAGAUUGUUUGUAGACUUUACGUCAGUAUUAUAAGAGAAGAGUGUCUAUUAUGGCAAUGUUUAUAAUGACUAUGCCAAGGAAAGUGAGGAAAUACAUUUUAUUGAUUGCAACAAAGGGGGUUGGCAUCUAUGUUAUAAACAUUUGUAUAUAUGUCUUCCAGUGUCUGUUUUUAAUAGCUUUAUCAAGAUUGCUGCAGCCGAACAAAAUAUUGAUGUGGUAUUUAAGAAUGUUUUCCUGUUAUUAUUCAACAACAAAGCCAAUACACAUUUUACCAUGUGUUGGGCGUAAGGGCAUGCAUGAUUGAUUACAAUUGUUUUUCUCUUACUCAUGAAUCUAUUUGAAGAUCUAUGUUUCUUUCUUUGGCUGAGAUUAUUUGUUUAGACAUUACUAGAGUAUCUAUGAAUCUGAAUUAUGUAAUAAUUAUUUUAUGUGUUUUAAUUUGUUGGUUUACUGGACGGUCUACCCUAUUUUUCCAAUUUGCAGAUUAAAAUAAAUUGAAAUAUUCUUUUUAUGCCCCGGCUGUAGUGGAGGGGGCAUUCAGUUUUACCCUGGUCUGUCAGUAUCAACUAGGUACCGGUCUUGUAUUACAACUCCAGUGUCAAAACAUGGACGGAAACAAUAUAGUCCAUUUUUUUCUAUAAAAAAGAUUCUGGACUCAAUUUUUUCUGUUUGAUUAUAGGUUUAUGCUGAAUUGAAACAUAUAUAUAGAUUAUUAAAAAAAAAUCUUGCAUGUUUUUGGGAUAUCAAUCCAGGAAAGUGGAAGGAUAUCAUGUUUACUGGAAGUGGUGCGGCCUAGUAAAAACAGCAAACAGAAAGUAGAACAAAAAAUGUUUUGACUUCAGGGUUACGUAACUUUUUAUUCUUCGUGGCAAGAGGCCUGCAAGACCCACUUUUUUCCGAUUAAAUCACAAUUUCACAUUAGUACAUACAUGAUAUGAACAUGAAAACAAUUUUCUAUGUAGCAUUUUUUAUUUUUUUAUAUAUCUCGCUAACGCUCUGUGUAAAAUAUCGACAAAUAUAAUGCCUACCUAUAUUAAAAUGAGCAUAGAGCGUGACAUGAAGGAAUUAUUUCUUAAAUUUGAUCUAAUUUUGAUCAAAUCCAUUUGAGCUAAAAAUGUUUCAGAUAAAAUAUUGCAAAAACAACAAACACUAUUGCAGUGCAUGAAGUUUGUAAAAAGUUUUUUUUUAGCAUAUGAUUGUACUUUUCUGAAGUAUAUAAGUUGUAAUUUUUAUUUAACUUUACUUAUAACACCUUGUGUUAUAAAGCAAAUCACAUAUUUGUUUGUGCUUUUAAGCUGCACAAAUCAUCUUGGUUUUUUUUGUGGUCACUACAAUCAUAUAUAUUUAUGUAAAAAUUGUAUCUUUUUUUACCCUAAAAAGUUUGUUGUCAGUUUUCAAGGAAAGAAUUUUUUGAAUGUAUUUAACAAUUAAAGACAUUAAUAAAAGCAUAUUAUUUACAAAAAGGGGAAUCAAGGUCAAAGAUAGAGGCAGAAAUGUAGAAGCUCUUAGGUCCUAAUGAUAUUUUUUUGACAAUUUGCAAACCAAUUGUCAAAAAAUAUCAUAAGGACCAAAGAGCAAUGGUUUUGCAAGGAAGCAAAUUGUCAAAAAGUAUUAUAAGGACCUAAGAGCUAGGGUUCCACGGCUAUGUCAAAGACUGUUACACUUAAUUGUCAACACAGUAACUGAAUGCUUAGAUGUAUUGGCUUUGAAUUAAGAAUGCUUAUUGCUUUCAAUAUUUCAUUAUUUAAACCUUGUUUCUGGAUUUGUGGUUGAUAUAUUUUUCUGAUAUUAGUUACAAAGACAAAGAGUUACUGGCAUUUCAGAGUAAAUGUCUGUGUGCAAGAACAAAGUUUUAUCUUUUUACAUCGCCAUUUAUUUUAUUUUCCAUUUAUGAUAUAUGUUUUCCAACUGUACAUUGAAUGCCAUGUACCUUUUAUCAAUGCAAAACAUAGAACAAAUUUUAUGUACAAACUUAUUGCCUGAUACAUUUACAAAUUAGAUUGUUUGUACACAUACACAUACAAGUAGGAUAGCAAAAAAUAUUUUAUGAUGAUACUAGUACUAGAAAUUUUAAAAAUCUUGAAAAGUUUUCUCAAGGCCAGGGAUUUUUAAUUUGUUGGUUUACGGAUCCGCCAACCCUAUUUUGACGAUUUUCAGAAUAAAAAUAACAUUGAC